Physcomitrium patens is the source of this 537-nucleotide messenger RNA. Lineage: Eukaryota; Viridiplantae; Streptophyta; Bryopsida; Funariales; Funariaceae. The record is from RefSeq and is a predicted model, not a curated record.
CUUGGUCAUUGAAAUGCGUAACUUUCAGUUGCAGCAUUUCAUAUUACCCACUAAUUGCGCAUCGAUUAAGCAAUUGUAUUAGAUUCACGAUUUCUCGUUAUCAUCUUCAUCGUAACCGCGCUUUCGCAUCGUCUCUGUAACCAUGUCGAGCAAGCAGGAGCUGGACAGCCGCGCCGCCGCUGGUGAGACUGUGGUGCCAGGAACUAGUGGCAAGAGCUUGGAGGCACAGCAGAAUCUCGCUGAGGGGCGGAGCAAGGGAGGCCAGACUCGCGCCGAGCAGCUGGGUCACGACGGCUACGUCGAGAUGGGCAAGAAGGGCGGGUCUGCCACGAAUGAAAUGUCCGGCGGCGAAGCCGCGGAGGCUGCCGGCGAGAUCGACGAGACCAAGUUUACAAAUCAGUAGUCACUUUUUAGUGCCACGCGCAUGUGCGCACUAUCAUUCAUGAAGCAAGGUAGACAAUGCGACACGUCGUAAAAACGCACUCUGUACAUGGUGUUUGUGAUGUAAAUAAACAUACGGGGCGCAGUAUUGCUUCA